Messenger RNA from Erpetoichthys calabaricus (reedfish), 2229 nucleotides. RefSeq lists its product as uncharacterized. The record is from RefSeq and is a predicted model, not a curated record. Lineage: Eukaryota; Metazoa; Chordata; Cladistia; Polypteriformes; Polypteridae. Bases 1 to 2217 code for a protein of 738 amino acids. The transcript has 2 exons.
AUGCAUAUGUCAGAACAGAAGUCCCAUCAACGAGAUUUGCGUGUAGAGCAAUACAGGGGACUGCUAGAUGCUGUCACUGCGAAAGCACAACACCAUAACCUCCGCCCUGGACAAUUGAUCAUUCUUCCCUCUACCUUUCAAGGCAGUCCAAGGUAUAUGCAACAGAACUACCAAGACACGAUGGCAAUUGUCCGCAAACGUGGAAAGCCUGACUUAUUCCUAUCUUUCACCUGCAAUCCUGCUUGGCCGGAAAUCUCUAACGCCAUUUCCCAUCAUGAGCAAAUAGAACACAGACCUGACAUCGUUGCUCGUGUCUUUCAUAUCAAACUCCAAGAUUUCCUAACAGAUAUUCUGGAAAAGAAUAUUUUCGGGAAUGUUCUCGCUUAUAUUUUCAUUGAAUUCCAAAAACGAGGAUUGCCUCAUUGCCAUAUGUUACUUACACUUGACUCACAAUCCAAAAUAGGGACCAAGGAUGAUAUAGACAAAUUUGUCUGCGCUGAGCUUCCAAAUCCCAAAAUACACCCUCGACUUUUCCAAAUUGUCACUAAAUGCAUGGUACAUCGUCUGUGUAUAACGCUCAACGCCAACUCACCUUGCAUGAAAGACGGCACGUGUACCAAAAAUUUCCCAAAAGACUUCAACGCCGAUACUCAAGAAAACACACAAGGAUACCCCAUAUACCGCCGAAGACAAGGGAGAACUACCAGUGUUGGAAAAUAUGAUAUCGACAACCGUUGGAUAGUUCCUUACAAUCCCUGGCUUUCUCAGAAAUUCAAUGCUCAUAUUAACGUUGAAGUUUGUGCGUCCAUUCAAUGUAUCAAGUAUCUAUAUAAGUAUGUGUACAAAGGACACGACGCUGCAUCCAUUGCACUUCACAGUGAGCCGGCCAAUGGUGUUUUCCAACAUGAUGAAAUACAGACUUUCCUUGACGGUAGAUAUGUUAGUGCUCUUGAGGCUAUGUGGCGUUUGAACGAGUACAAUCUUUCAGAAAAGUCUCACGUGGUUAUACAAUUACCAGUUCAUUUGCCAGAACAACAAAUCAUCUUCUUUCAUGAGGGUCACGAGGAACAAGUGCUACAAAGACAAGCCAACAAAAACACUAUGCUGUUAGCAUGGUUUGAACUCAACAAAACAGAUCCUGAAGCUGUGGAGUUACAUUACACUGAUGUUCCACAACAUUACACAUUCCAAAAGUCAUCUGGAAAAUGGAAAAAAAGAAUCAGAGGAGGAACAAAAGUGAUCGGUAGAAUGCCUGUUGUUGCCAUUAAUGACACUGAACGUUAUGACCUAAGACUUCUCCUUACCCGCUCUGUAGGCAUCACAAGUUUCCAACAUCUACGAACGGUCAACGGCGUUGAAUGUGACACUUUCAAAGAAGCUUGCCAACAAUUGGGUCUUCUUAAAGAUGACAAGAUAUGGCAUGAUACUCUUACAGAGGCCUCCCAGAUACGAAUGCCACGAUUCUUGAGAGAACUUUUCGUUUUCAUCUGUGCCUUCAGUGAAACACACAACAUUCCAAGCCUUUGGGACACGCUUAAACUCUCCCUUUCUGAGGACUUCCUCACAAAAUAUUCCACAAGCAACGCUUGCAUCAUGCAAGCUAUAUUGAGCGUCACCAACGAAGACUCGCUAUACCUUAAUGAAGAAGUGCUGAAACUUAUCCCUACCGAGGAGGUGACUUUCACGAGCGUGGACUCCAUCAUCAUAGACGAUUCGGCAGAUCAACUUUCAUUCCCAGAAGAAUUACUUAAUAGUCUUACACUCACUGGCAUGCUUCCCCAUAAACUCAAAAUUAAAAUUGGUUCAGUCAUCAUGCUUCUCAGAAACCUCCAGCCUGCAAAAGGUCUCUGUAAUGGCACUAGACUGUCUGUUACCACCAUUCACCAGAAUGUACUGGAGUGUAAGACUAUCGCAGCUGCUACCUCACAAACUGUCCUUAUUCCCUGGAUAUCCCUGACCCCAUCAGAUUCAAAUUUGCCUUUUACUUUUACACGCAGACAAUUUCCAGUAAGAUUGGCCUUUGCAAUGACAAUUAAUAAGGCACAAGGCCAAACUUUCAAAAAGAUAUGCCUGUAUCUGCCAAAACCAGUUUUCAGUCAUGGACAAUUAUAUGUUGCUCUCUCCAGAGUUCCAUCUUUUCAAUCACUUACAAUUGUAACCUCAAACCCACCCCAUUUGGGUAACUGUGUCUUUCUGGAAGUGUUCAGCCAUCAAUAAAUAAUUAUGCGG